This is a messenger RNA of Leptinotarsa decemlineata (Colorado potato beetle), 2093 nucleotides long. Its product is annotated as serine/threonine-protein kinase pelle. The record is from RefSeq and is a predicted model, not a curated record. Gene Ontology annotation, cellular component: plasma membrane. Gene Ontology annotation, molecular function: protein kinase activity; ATP binding; protein binding. Lineage: Eukaryota; Metazoa; Arthropoda; Insecta; Coleoptera; Chrysomelidae. Gene Ontology annotation, biological process: signal transduction; protein phosphorylation.
AAUGGUAGUAUUUUGAUAUUGAUGACUUGAGUAAGGUUUUCUGAAUGUUUCUGAGACAACCACGAGAGGAACUGACGUAUGAGGAAUAUUGUUUAUACUAAACACAACUUUAUUCUAGCAAAUUCACCGAUGUACUUCAUCGGUGAACUUCAGCUGAAAGGGUAAGGGAGCUGGGCUCUAACCUGAAUGAACUGAAGACGCUUGGUCAAAAUUACUAUAAGGUAGAAGAUAAAGAGGAAUGCUAACCUAUCAAAUACCUGGCUGGUUAUCUCUGAGAACAAGGUUAAGAUGACAGAUUUGUUUUUGUUGUAUAUUGACGUCACAUUUAAACCAGAAAAACCCAGAGUAUCCUUAUUUUAAAAAAUCCCUAUUUUUGUCCAGUAUAUACGUUUCCGCAAUAAAGAUGCAACAAAGCCCACAUUACGACAAGUUCAUAUACGAAAUUCCGUACGACGUAAAGAAGAAAUUGAUCAACAUUUUCGAUCAAAACGAUUCAUGGGAAAAAUUGGGUACUUACAUGAAAUACGAUAGAGUGCGACUUGAAGAAAUCAAGAGAGUAACGCUGGCAGGAAGAUCUCCGACAUCGGAGCUACUCGAUAUUUGGGGCAACCUGAACCACACUGUUUCAGAGCUAUUCUUCCUACUGUCCCACAUGAAACACUAUGAAGGUAUGACCGUUAUCAAAAAUCUUGUAGACAAACAGUACCAUGGUUACAUUAAGAGCCCCGUACAACAGUUAAGCCCCAGAAUGAAGCAGCUAUUGCUGGAAAGAAAGCUCAACCAUAUUGACACUGGGGUCCAUCCAGACAAUUUCAACGGAGAGUCCGAAAAGAUACUAAACGUACCAAAAAUAUGUUCACCUACACAGCCUGUAAUCGACAGCAAAGAAAACAACGAAAGCAUGGUACCUAUGCCCAGGUCACCUGUUAACUAUGGCAGGACAAAGAUGUUAACGGCUUCUGACAUUUCUUGCGUGGUCGAAUCAGCAGGUGGGAUUCCCUCCAUCCCUUAUGAAGAACUAGGGGAAUCAACCAAUAACUGGUCUGAGUAUAACCUUCUAGGUAAAGGAGGCUUCGGGAAGGUUUUUAAAGGCACGUGGAAGUACACGCAGGUGGCCAUCAAAAGGCUCGAAAAUAAAGAGGACAUGCCGGGUAUGGAGCUGGAGCAGAUCAAACAGUCGAUUACUGAAUUGCACUGCCUUAACUCAUAUCGGCAUGAUAACAUUCUACCUCUGUAUGGGUACAGUAUAGGGGGCUUACAUCCAUGUCUUGUUUACCAGUAUAUGGCAGGGGGCUCGCUAGAUAACAGGUUGAGGAUAAAGGACAAUAGAAAAGUAUUGAAAUGGCCCGCCAGGUUGAAUGUUGCUAUUGGAACUGCUAGAGGUCUGCAGUUCCUGCACACAAUCAAAGACACCCCCCUAAUCCAUGGAGACAUCAAAUGCGCCAACAUCCUUUUGGAUGCUAAUAAACAGCCGAGGAUUGGAGACUUCGGCUUGGCUAGAGAAGGCCCCCAGCGCACGAUGAACUACAUCAAAGUGAGUCGCGUCCACGGCACGAAGCCCUACCUGCCAGAAGAAUUCCUCAGAUCUAAGAAGUUUUCCACCAAAGUGGACACUUACAGUUUUGGGGUGGUGUUAUUUGAAAUUGCUACUAGUUUAGUCCCCCAUUCAGUUAAGAGGGAGGACAGGUUCCUCAGGGACCACGUAAUGAACUAUGAGGGAGAUCUGUUGGAUAUGAAAGACCCUCGGGCAGAGGGCUAUGAUGAGUGCUAUAGAGGCAUUAUGGAAAUAGGAAAAAUGUGCGUAAGAAGUAAAGCAAAGGACAGACCAGAAAUGGUUGAAGUACUCAAGAAUUUGGAGGCGGUGUCUUUGAAGUAGCAGAUUUUUUCAAGUCGAAGGUUAAAAUUGUUACUGGUAACGACAUGAUCGUUAGCAGUGCUGAGAAACUUUCAUUAAACACCUAUUCAGCUGAAUUUUUUAUUGUGUCAUAAAUUGUGAUAUUAUUACUCUGUCCACCUAAAUUUUGUAUGUGAAAGUAUUUUCAUAUGUAAGACUGGGUGAAUAAGAUGUGAUGAAUUUUGAAAUAAUGAAAAAA